AACAAAUCCAUUCCCAAAAGAUGCGCAACUUUUCAAAUUUACUGAUCGCAACAAUUGCGUUCUUCCUCAUGAUGAUGAUGAUGAAGAUCGGUACGAUUGAUGGCGUUAGCGAGCCAGUGUGCACGUAUCGCAAUGCGGAGGAUGAGACCAUAUUUCUCAAGUAUCUGCCAUUGCUGAAGAAGGGCCAGGACUACGUGGACUUUGGCAAGGAGGGCAAGUGCCUAAAGCGCGCCAUCUGCACGGACACAUUCAAGACCAUUGUCGAGGACUGCGCUCAGCAAAAAAUCACCUGCCAGAACAAACAGCGUUUUACGGGCGUUUUUCCCGCCUGCUGUAUCAAAUGCUAGAAUCCUGGGAGAGCAACUAUAUAUCAGUGACGAUAUAUAUAUAUCUACACACAUACAUACAUAAAAUAUAUAUAUAUAUAUAUAAAGAAAAAUGAUCAAAUUAAUGUUAGCGCGUAGUAAAAAAAAAAACACCAACAUUUUAAUAAUAAAAAAUGAAAACUACAA
Drosophila grimshawi is the source of this 512-nucleotide messenger RNA. RefSeq lists its product as uncharacterized. The record is from RefSeq and is a predicted model, not a curated record. The transcript is spliced from 3 exons. Lineage: Eukaryota; Metazoa; Arthropoda; Insecta; Diptera; Drosophilidae. Bases 21 to 347 code for a protein of 108 amino acids.